CUAGGAUAUACUUAAAUUCAACUUUCAAGUAGCAAACAAGUGCUAUUAAAGCUCUCGCUGAAAACUUCAGAUAAAUUUGUUUACAGUUUCACAUCUCAUCAAUCUUCUACAUCAAGCCACAUCAUGUUAAAUAAGAAUAUUCUGCUGUUGUCUCUCAAGAUUAGUCUCCUAGGAAUCGCCCUUGGUGGGAAUGUUCUGAUUUGGCCAAUGGAAGGUAGUCAUUGGCUGAACAUUAAGAUAAUUAUAGAUGAGUUGAUUAAAAAAGAGCAUAACGUGACUGUCUUAGUUGCCUCUGGUGCACUUUUCAUCACACCGACCUUUAACCCAUCUCUGACAUUUGAAAUAUAUAAGGUGCCCUUUGACAAAGGAAGAGUAGAAGGAAUAAUCAAGGAAUUUGUAUUGACAUGGAUGGAAAAUAGGCCAUCUCCUUCAACCAUUUGGAGAUUCUAUCAGGAAAUGGCCAAAGUCAUUAAGAACUUCCACAUGCUGUCUAGAGAAAUCUGUGAUGGUGUUCUCAAAAACCAAAAGCUGAUGGACAAGCUGAAGAAAAGCAAAUUUGAAGUCCUAAUAUCAGAUCCAGUGUUCCCUUGUGGUGAUAUAGUAGCUUUAAAACUGGGAGUUCCAUUUAUGUACUCCUUAAGAUUUUCUCCAGCUUCAACAGUGGAAAAGCAUUGUGGGAAGGUACCAUUCCCUCCUUCCUAUGUUCCUGCUAUAUUAUCAGAACUCACUGACCAGAUGUCUUUCACUGACAGAGUAAGAAAUUUCAUCUCCUACAGUCUACAGGACUACAUGUUUGACACUCUUUGGAAAUCAUGGGAUUCUUACUACAGUAAAGCUUUGGAUGGUAGCCAUUGGUUAAAUAUUAAGAUCAUUCUAGAAGAGCUGAUUCAAAGAAAUCACAAUGUGACUGUACUGGCUUCAUCAACAACUCUAUUCAUCAAUUCUAAUCCUGAUUCUUCUGUGAAUUUUGAGGUAAUACCUGUCUCCUUUACGAACGACAACUUAGAUUCCUUAAUUGAACACAUGAUAAUGCUAUGGAUAGACCACAGACCAACUCCUCUCACACUCUGGAGUUUCUAUAAAGAACUAGGAAAACUUCUAGAUACUUUUUUUCGAAUCAAUAUACAAAUCUGUGAUGGAGUAUUAAACAACCCCAAGUUAAUGGCAAGACUUCAGAAACGUGGUUUUGAUGUGUUAGUAGCAGACCCAGUAACUAUCUGUGGGGACCUCGUUGCUCUGAAAUUAGGAAUUCCAUUUGUGUAUACAUUGAGGUUCUCUCCAGCUUCCACAGUUGAGAGACACUGUGGGAAAAUCCCAGCACCUGCCUCCUAUGUACCUGCAGCUUUGUCAGAGCUCACUGACCAGAUGACCUUUGGUGAGAGGGUUAAAAAUACUAUCUCUUAUCCUCUGCAAGACUACAUAUUUCAGUCCUACUGGGGAGAAUGGAAUUCAUACUACAGCAAAGUUCUAGGAAGACCCACUACAUUAUGUGAGAUUAUGGGGAAAGCAGAAAUUUGGCUAAUCCGGACAUAUUGGGAUUUUGAAUUUCCUCGCCCAUACUUACCUAAUUUUGAGUUUGUAGGAGGGUUGCACUGCAAACCUGCCAAACCAUUACCUAAGGAAAUGGAAGAAUUUGUCCAAAGUUCAGGUGAAGAUGGUGUUGUGGUGUUUUCUCUGGGGUCAAUGGUCAAAAAUCUCACAGAUGAAAAGGCCAAUCUCAUUGCCUCGGCUCUUGCCCAGAUUCCACAGAAGGUUUUAUGGAGAUACAAAGGAAACAAACCAGCCACGUUGGGAACCAAUACUCGGCUCUAUGACUGGAUACCCCAGAAUGAUCUUCUUGGUCAUCCCAAAACAAAAGCUUUUAUCACUCAUGGUGGAACCAAUGGGAUCUAUGAAGCUAUUUAUCACGGGGUUCCUAUGGUGGGAGUGCCUAUGUUUGCUGAUCAGCCUGACAACAUCGCUCACAUGAAGGCCAAAGGAGCAGCUGUGGAGGUGAACAUCAACACAAUGACCAGUGCAGAUCUGCUCCAUGCCCUGAGAACAGUCAUUAAUGAACCUUCUUAUAAAGAGAAUGCUACAAGAUUAUCGAGGAUUCACCAUGAUCAACCUGUAAAGCCCCUGGACCGAGCAGUCUUCUGGAUCGAGUUUGUCAUGCGCCACAAAGGAGCCAAGCACCUGCGGCCGGCCUCCCAUGACCUCACCUGGUUCCAGUACCACUCCUUGGAUGUGAUUGGGUUUCUGCUGGCCUGUGUGGCAACUGCUAUAUUCUUGGUCACAAAAUGUUGUUUGUUUUCUUGUCGAAAAUUUAAUAAAGCAGGAAAGAAGAAAAAGAGGGAGUAGAUCUUUCUAAGCUGGGAAGAGGCCUUAAUGGGCAAUUCCGUUCAUUCUAAUCACCGUGACCUUAAUGAAAACACAGUAUCUCCAUCUCAUUUUCAAAAUUCCCAUUCUUCUACUCUAGCCUAGAGGUAAAGCCUAAAAUUCAACAUGAUCAUUAACUAGUGAACAUGUCCCAGUAUUCCUUUGUCUUUUCCUUUACCCUUUCCUCUCAUUUUCCUGGCACAAGGACACUAAUAAUUUUAUUAUCCUUUUAGUCAAAAUAUCAUUAUUUUUCAUUAUGCCUAACCUUAAGAGUAUGCUGACUGACCACAUGCUGAAUCCUGAGGAACUCACAAAGUUUCUUUUUCAUAAAAAUAAGGCCUUCUGCUUGCCCAAAUUUGCUGGGGUCAGAGCCUAAAUUGAUAAGUACUGCAACAGUGCAUCAUACUAGGGAAGGUCUGCAAAUUCCUAUUUCAUACAUAGAUAAUCACGGCCUUUGUUCCUGCCUAUUAUCAAUAAGUACUCAGGUGUACCUAUUUUUGAAACAAGGGUAUGGGGACUGCCCUCAAACAAAAGAGAGUAAUUGAGUCACUAUUUUUCCUCAGGGACAGAGAAUGUCAGCAGUAUGUUAAAGGUGAAUAGGUCAUCUAUAGAGGAAAUUAUUAAGAAAUAUGGAAAAAAAUUAGUACUUUUAUGAGAUGUUUAAUUAACAGUACAAGUAAUAACAUUAACGUUAAAUGUCAAUUUAUUAUAUUGUAAAAUCACUGAUGCUCAUAGUCUGUAAUCAGUCUUUAUAAUCAAAGAUUUAGUUCCCUAGCAAAAACAAAUAUUUACCUGGAAUGUAAGACCAUCAUAUUAUUUUUCAGUCUGUAUAUCUUACAAAUUUAAAUGUAUCAAUUAAAUAUUAUGUCAAGGAUGUAAGAUAUUAGCAGACCUGCUUGGCUAAGAGUAUGUUUUAGUAAAUACUUAUGACACAAAACACUAAUUAAAAUUCAUAUUUGAAUCAGCUUUGCAUUAAUUUAACAAAUAAAGACUGCACUUUCUUUAUCCCUUAUACACUUAAUGACAUAUUCUAAUUAAAGUUUUAAUUUCAAUAGUUGAUGUAUAAUUGAGGUGAUAAAUUACAGCUGUUGGCUUAUUGAAAUUUUUGAAAUUCAUGUUUAUUUCAACAUGGCAUAUUGAAAAUUACUUCCAAUUUAAAAAUAAAUGCAUGAUAUGUGGUAUAUAGGAAUAUAGGAAUAUGUGUUUCUUUUGAAUAUGUACAUUCGUGAAAAUGCAAAUAAAUUCUUAAAUCUUUU
Nyctereutes procyonoides (raccoon dog) is the source of this 3614-nucleotide messenger RNA. Its product is annotated as UDP-glucuronosyltransferase 2A1. Gene Ontology annotation, molecular function: UDP-glycosyltransferase activity. The record is from RefSeq and is a predicted model, not a curated record. NCBI's taxonomy places the organism in Eukaryota, Metazoa, Chordata, Mammalia, Carnivora, Canidae. Bases 124 to 2340 code for a protein of 738 amino acids. The transcript has 8 exons.